Messenger RNA from Herpailurus yagouaroundi (jaguarundi), 5971 nucleotides. It is a transcript of the gene SLC12A6, whose product is annotated as solute carrier family 12 member 6. The transcript is spliced from 25 exons. Gene Ontology annotation, molecular function: potassium:chloride symporter activity. Gene Ontology annotation, biological process: potassium ion import across plasma membrane; potassium ion homeostasis; cell volume homeostasis. Gene Ontology annotation, cellular component: plasma membrane. Lineage: Eukaryota; Metazoa; Chordata; Mammalia; Carnivora; Felidae. The record is from RefSeq and is a predicted model, not a curated record. Bases 1896 to 5351 code for a protein of 1151 amino acids.
AAAAUAGCAUUUCCGCUCACUUUUAUUGAGGUAUAAUUGACCAAAUUGUAUACAUUGUGUACACGAUGGCAUGAACUAUGCAUGUGGUAAAAGACAUUUUAAGGAUGGGGGGAAAAUGUAGCACAAAAUAUAUAUAGAUGUGAGGAUACAGUGCUGUAAAAAGAUGUGAGGAUACACAUCUCAAAAAUUUGAGUAAGGGUCAUACGUAGGUGUAUGGUAUGGGAGGUUUGUGAUUUUUUUUAAAGAAAUUAUGAACGGUAUUUUCAGAGACGCUUUUAUUAAAAAGAGAUGGGUUUUCAGGUUCUGAGGGCAAACGGCAUUGUCUGCUCCCCCGAACGCCUCCAGACCUGAGUUUGUGCAACACAGCAAGACUGAGAAGGAAAAGGAUUUGUUUUCUCCCGUGCUCGUUGCUCAGGCCCCAACACGCAACUACAAUUCCCAUCGUCCUCCGGGCCUCCCAAGUGUGGCCCUUCAGUCCCGCUGCGACUUCAGCAGCGCAUGCGCGCAGCCCUUAACGUCGCCUCGCAGACUGCAGAGGCUGGGCGGGGCUCCUCGGCACUCGCGGGACGGUACCGCCCUCCGACCGCUCCCCCAGGCUUCUCUUCGGACCGUUAACCUCGAAUGAGGAACGAGCGGAGAGGGAAGGGAGGGGCUGCGGCGGCGCUGGCACAGCCCGCCGGGCCCGGGGCCGGGGGCGGCGAGGUCACGUAACGGCUGCUCUGGCGUCUGCCCGGGGAGGGGGUGCCCUCCCCGGCAGCCGGAGCCCUCCUGCGCGCUGCUCCGAAACAGUUACCGGCUCGUAAACAACAGCUGCGCGCGCACCCGCAUCAGCUGGCGCCGGGAUUCAGCACCUGCGACCUCCUCUACCCCUCAUCCCCGCUGCCCCCUCCUGUUCAGCCCGGGCCAGACUACGGGGCCGUCUCCUCUCUUGCUAGGACCCGAAGGAAGAACGGCGAGGGCCUGACCGCCGCGGCCCUGGUCGGGGAGAAGGCGUCCUCCGGCAAAGGGGUGGCCCGUCCUGUCACACGCAGGAGAAACCCAGCGAGCAGACCGUGGGCUCGAUGGACUAGCAACGACCUGCCACGACCCUGAGCUGCAGUCCGAGGGGUCUCGAUCCGCUCGCUAGCCGCCCCCUCCCAGAUCCGAGGGACCGUUCUGCCCGAAGAGCGGGCGGGCCACCCCCGCAGACCUCUUGGAGACGAGAAUCCGCUCUGCCCCUGCAUCCUCUGCUCACCCUUUUCUCCUCAUUCUCCUGUAUCCAGUAGUGUGGGGUAUUUUUCUCGUUAUGCAUGCUCAUCUCUCCCACCAGACCCAAGUGGAUUAUUGGCCUCAAAAACAUCGGGUGACUCUCCACACACCUCCCAGCCAAACCUGUGGGGUAUUCACCUGAUACACAACAGGUGGCCGGGUGUACACCAUUUCGCAAUCUGAUCUGUGCUGUAUUCGCCUGAUAAGGGUGGGCCUGCGCGCACUUUGCUCAACUAGAACCGUGGGACAUUUACCAGAUAAAAAAGACUUAACUACCUCGGCGGAAACCUGGGGGUCGAGGGGAGAAACGCUUCACCAGCUUCUCUUGAGACCAUGGCGCUGGGGUCGCAGUGCUGGACCAGGGGAGAUAGCUAGAUAACUUUUUUUUUUCCCCCUGAAGAAAGGAAGUUACACGAGUUUGGCAUCGUUUUGUCUUUUUUCCUCCUUAAAUAUUUAAUGGUAGUGCACUUUCUGGGAUAGUCUGUUUGAAUUCUGAGAAGGAACUUUUUGUGGUGUAAAUCAAGGUUAUUGAAGGUUUUUUUAAGUUAUCUUUUCUAUUUUACAAUCAAAAGUAGCUAGCGUAGGAGGAAGGAUUUUGCGGGGGUUUCCUUUUUUCUUUGUUCUUAUAAAGGAAAAGAGAAAGAAUAAUGCAUCCUCCAGAAACCACCACCAAGAUGGCUUCAGUUCGGUUCAUGGUGACACCAACAAAGAUCGAUGACAUUCCUGGUUUGUCAGAUACCAGCCCGGACCUCAGCUCCCGGUCCAGUUCCCGAGUAAGAUUUAGCUCACGGGAAAGUGUGCCGGAAACAAGCCGGAGUGAGCCCAUGAGUGAGAUGUCCGGAGCCACCACUUCACUGGCAACUGUUGCACUGGAUCCGGCUAGUGACCGGACUUCUAACCCCCAGGAUGUCACGGAGGACCCGAGUCAGAACUCCAUCACAGGGGAACACAGCCAGCUGUUAGAUGAUGGCCAUAAUAAGAAAGCUCGAAAUGCUUAUCUCAAUAAUUCCAAUUAUGAAGAAGGAGAUGAAUAUUUUGAUAAAAACCUGGCACUCUUUGAGGAAGAAAUGGACACAAGACCAAAGGUAUCUUCUCUCCUCAACCGUAUGGCCAAUUAUACUAAUCUGACACAAGGAGCGAAGGAACAUGAAGAGGCAGAGAACAUCACUGAGGGGAAAAAGAAGCCCACCAAGACCCCUCAAAUGGGUACUUUCAUGGGUGUCUACCUCCCCUGUCUACAAAAUAUUUUUGGAGUGAUCUUGUUUCUACGCCUUACAUGGGUUGUGGGCACAGCAGGCGUUCUUCAGGCCUUCGCAAUCGUCCUUAUCUGCUGCUGCUGUACAAUGUUGACUGCUAUCUCCAUGAGUGCCAUUGCCACUAAUGGAGUGGUGCCAGCUGGAGGCUCAUACUUUAUGAUUUCCCGGGCCCUGGGCCCAGAGUUUGGUGGGGCUGUUGGCCUCUGCUUUUAUCUUGGUACCACAUUUGCAGCAGCCAUGUAUAUCCUUGGUGCCAUUGAAAUUUUUCUGGUAUAUAUUGUCCCCCGAGCUGCCAUCUUUCGUAGCGAUGAUGCACUCAAGGAAUCAGCAGCCAUGCUAAAUAACAUGCGUGUGUAUGGCACCGCGUUCUUGGUUCUCAUGGUAUUGGUGGUAUUCAUCGGUGUGCGCUAUGUGAACAAGUUUGCCUCACUUUUCCUGGCCUGUGUCAUUGUGUCCAUCUUGGCCAUCUAUGCUGGAGCCAUCAAGUCUUCUUUUGCCCCUCCACACUUCCCGGUCUGCAUGCUGGGUAACCGCACCCUUUCAUCAAGACACAUUGAUAUUUGCUCUAAGACCAAGGAAAUUAACAACAUGACAGUACCAUCAAGGUUAUGGGGCUUCUUCUGUAACUCAAGUCAGUUUUUCAAUGCCACCUGUGAUGAAUACUUUGUUCACAAUAAUGUCACUUCAAUCCAGGGCAUUCCUGGAUUGGCUAGUGGUGUCAUUACAGAGAAUCUUUGGAGUAAUUACCUACCAAAGGGAGAGAUCAUUGAAAAGCCCUCAGCCAAAUCUUCUGAUGUCUUGGGCAGCUUAAACCAUGAGUAUGUCCUUGUUGACAUCACCACCUCUUUUACUCUUCUGGUGGGGAUCUUCUUUCCUUCUGUCACAGGUAUCAUGGCUGGAUCAAACAGAUCUGGAGAUCUGAAAGAUGCUCAAAAGUCUAUUCCCAUUGGCACUAUCCUCGCCAUCCUGACCACCUCCUUUGUCUAUUUAAGCAAUGUUGUCCUUUUUGGUGCCUGUAUUGAAGGUGUUGUUCUCAGAGACAAGUUUGGGGAUGCUGUGAAAGGUAAUCUGGUGGUGGGUACCUUAUCUUGGCCAUCCCCAUGGGUGAUUGUUAUUGGCUCCUUCUUCUCCACAUGUGGGGCUGGACUUCAGAGUCUCACAGGUGCACCAAGGCUGCUCCAGGCUAUAGCCAAGGAUAACAUCAUACCCUUUCUGAGGGUUUUUGGUCACAGCAAAGCCAAUGGGGAACCUACCUGGGCUUUACUUCUAACUGCCGCCAUUGCAGAGCUGGGAAUCCUUAUCGCCUCCCUGGAUCUUGUGGCCCCAAUUCUUUCUAUGUUUUUCCUCAUGUGUUACCUCUUUGUGAACUUGGCAUGUGCCUUGCAAACAUUACUUCGAACACCCAACUGGAGACCCCGGUUUCGCUACUACCACUGGGCCCUCUCUUUCAUGGGAAUGAGUAUCUGUCUGGCUCUGAUGUUCAUUUCUUCCUGGUAUUACGCUAUUGUAGCUAUGGUGAUAGCUGGUAUGAUCUACAAGUACAUCGAGUACCAAGGAGCGGAGAAAGAAUGGGGUGAUGGAAUCCGUGGGCUGUCCCUCAGUGCAGCCCGAUUUGCUUUGCUUCGGCUGGAGGAAGGACCUCCACACACUAAAAACUGGAGGCCUCAGUUGCUUGUAUUGCUGAAACUAGAUGAAGACUUACACGUCAAGCAUCCUCGCCUCCUCACCUUUGCUUCACAGCUUAAAGCAGGAAAGGGCCUCACUAUUGUGGGCUCUGUUAUCGUGGGGAACUUCCUGGAGAACUACGGGGAAGCUCUAGCUGCUGAGCAGACCAUAAAGCAUCUAAUGGAGGCAGAGAAGGUGAAAGGGUUCUGCCAGCUGGUGGUGGCGGCCAAGCUGAGAGAGGGCAUUUCCCACCUCAUCCAGUCAUGUGGCCUUGGGGGCAUGAAGCACAACACCGUGGUGAUGGGAUGGCCUAAUGGCUGGCGCCAGAGUGAAGAUGCUCGAGCUUGGAAGACUUUUAUUGGCACAGUUCGAGUGACAACUGCUGCCCAUCUGGCCCUGCUGGUGGCUAAAAACAUCUCCUUCUUUCCCAGCAACGUGGAGCAGUUUUCUGAGGGCAACAUUGAUGUGUGGUGGAUUGUGCAUGAUGGGGGGAUGCUCAUGCUCUUACCAUUCCUACUUAAACAGCACAAGGUGUGGCGAAAAUGCAGCAUACGGAUCUUCACAGUAGCCCAGUUAGAAGACAAUAGUAUUCAGAUGAAGAAGGACCUGGCCACCUUCCUCUAUCACCUGCGCAUUGAGGCAGAGGUGGAGGUGGUGGAGAUGCAUGACAGUGACAUUUCAGCUUAUACUUAUGAGCGCACCCUGAUGAUGGAGCAGAGAUCCCAGAUGCUCCGGCACAUGCGACUGUCCAAAACCGAGCGGGACAGAGAGGCACAGUUGGUGAAAGACCGGAACUCAAUGCUGCGAUUGACCAGCAUUGGCUCUGAUGAGGAUGAAGAGACAGAAACCUAUCAGGAGAAGGUGCACAUGACUUGGACAAAAGACAAGUACAUGGCAUCCCGGGGACAAAAGGCCAAGUCGAUGGAAGGAUUCCAGGACCUGCUUAACAUGCGUCCGGACCAGUCCAAUGUGAGGAGGAUGCAUACAGCAGUGAAACUCAAUGAGGUUAUAGUUAACAAGUCCCAUGAAGCAAAGCUUGUUUUGUUGAAUAUGCCAGGGCCACCUCGAAACCCUGAGGGUGAUGAAAACUACAUGGAGUUCCUAGAAGUGCUCACCGAGGGACUAGAGCGAGUCCUCCUUGUCCGAGGUGGUGGCAGUGAAGUGAUCACCAUUUAUUCAUAAUCUACUCCUGAGUGACUCUGCUUGGCCUCACCUUUCCUAAAAGGCUUCCAUCCUUCGUGGAAGUGCCAGCUCUUUACUACUACUCCCAUCAAGUAGGCCUGGGUUCUGUACACAUCACACUGAACUCUCGACAGGCUGAGCCUCAAGUACUUGUGCAAAAAAAGUACAAAUAGUUCUGCUCUUUGCUGUCAUAUGAUCUGCCAUCCUUACAGAAGAAGCAAAUAUUCCCUCAACAUUGGAACACUGGUCAAGUCCUAAAAGCCAUGUCUGUCCCAGUUGAAGUCAAGUUAGAAUUAACAAGCUAAACCAAUAAAAAUGAAUUGGCAAAAGGGAUGCUAGAAAUUCAACUGAAGACCGAAAGCAAGUACAGGUCCAACAUUAAAGGGAAGUCUCAGAAGUCAUGGUCCAGUGAUGACACCAUGGGGGUAACAGCCAGAGGACACAGCUUCAUCAUACUAAAGAAAUCACAGCCAAGUAUAUGGGGACCUAACAUCCUUGUGGAGAUAACCUGUGGCAAACCAAGAUGAAAACCUUUUUUAGCUAAUUUUCUUUAAUGAAUCCACUGUUCUCCAGGACUCUGAUUUUCUGUUAGGGUACUAAUAUACAAAAACUGACACAUG